AUGGAACGUGCCUGCAUGUCGUCUGUCGUCAGGCCACACCAUCUCCAUUGGACCUCGAGGCUCUCCGAGUCGAGACUCAUUAGCUUGCUCCUUCGGCCACAAACAUUUACUGGUGGUUUGCAGCGGAAUCAAGUCGACGCUUUGUUCUGCUUCCAGUCGCAGCAGGCACGUGACACCCUGCUCCGUGCUGCACGGGACGGAAGCUUAGCAUCUGCCCUUGAAGAAGCACGUGAGGAGUCGGAGCCCUCAAAGCCAGAUGUGGAGCUCCUUCGCCAGGAGGCGCGUGAUACGCUGCUCCGAGCCGCCGGUGACGGCCGCCUGGCCGCUGCAUUCCGAUCUGUUCGGGAGGCAUGCAAGGUCCCCAAGGAGGCCAAGAAGGGCGAGAAGGGCGAGGAUCUUGAGAAACUGCGCCGUGAGGCUGCCCAGGCUCUGGUGGCAGCCGCACAGAAUGGAAGGCUUGCCGAGGCUAUUUCAAGUCGCAAGCCUGAGGUUGACGUGGAAGCUCUUCGCUUGGAGGCCCGCUCCACGAUGAUCCGUGCCGCCCAAGAUGGCAGUCUCCGGGAGGCACUGCAGCAAGCUCGCGCGGAGACCCUCCGAGCUGAGGCUCGAGACCGCCUCUUGACAGCUGCCCGCGACGGCCGCCUUGCUGCGGCUUUGCAGCGUAAGACAGCGGUCUCCGAGGACCGAACGAGCCUGGAAGAGAUCCGUGAGAAGGCAAAAUCGGCCUUGCUCAAAACGUUGGACACUGGUGACUUCCAGAAGGCCAUGGAGUCAAUCCGCCAGAAGCGCGGCGAGACCGAUGGCAAG
This is a messenger RNA of Symbiodinium necroappetens, 807 nucleotides long. The record is from the annotation of a GenBank genome assembly. Lineage: Eukaryota; Dinophyceae; Suessiales; Symbiodiniaceae.